AACUAACCAACUAUCUAACUAACCAACUACCUACUAUAAAUACAUCAUCAAAAUUAGUGCAUUUAGGCAGGAUUACAAUCCAUAAUGUCAGUUGGAAUUAUGAGGGGAGUGAGCUCAGCAUGGCACGAGGGUUACUUCGCUGGCCGAGAAGCCGUUCUUUGAUGCUGCUGUCCCGACAAAGAGGAAAUCAUUGGGCUUGUUGUAUGCUGCGGAGAAGGAGGAGCUGGCGGAAGUGCAUGCGAAGAACUAGGCUUCUGUCGAGGAUCAGUGCGCAGGCGAGGGGUAGAUAUGAUAUGAUGUUUAUGUCGGAAUUUUUCGGGCUGUGUGUGGUACCUGGUGCGUGUAAGGGGGGAUGUUUGCCCCCGGGCUGGUUCUAUCGGGAUCGUCCUAUCGCUGGAGAUUUGCAAAAAAAAAAAAAAAAAAAGAGGCGGUGUUUCGGAAAAGGAUCCCGAAGGCCAGCACGGAAACGCAAGGGGCUGUCAUCUCCUACUAUUAGACAUGAGAUGUUGAGAAUGCUGACUUACCAAGUAUGCCACCACACCACACUGACAAUCAUCGACUGGUUCGAUUGCUUGAUUGGUUUCCUCACGCGGUGCCAGCUGUAUGGCCAGUGACGACAGUUGGGCCAGGACAGGACAUGUGUCUGUAGGAGUUCUGUCUUUAGAAACUCAAGGCUCUCUCACCAUCGAAUUCCCUCAGCCAGGUACGACAGUCGAACUGAUUACCCUCCACUCGACCCACACCUGGCAUCGCGUGAGAAAACCAAUCAAUCAAACC
Aspergillus heteromorphus CBS 117.55 is the source of this 777-nucleotide messenger RNA. RefSeq lists its product as uncharacterized. NCBI's taxonomy places the organism in Eukaryota, Fungi, Ascomycota, Eurotiomycetes, Eurotiales, Aspergillaceae. The transcript has a single exon. The coding region runs from base 120 to 614 and encodes 164 amino acids. The record is from RefSeq and is a predicted model, not a curated record.